AUGGGCCGCUCAGAUAGUUCUAUUAAAGCAAAAUCACUUAAAAGUAAAGGUCCAGAAGAUACCGUCAAAUCUAAUUUACAUGAAAUCGCUAAUAAAUUUCUCAUUAACCCACCACAGUUUGAUGAUGAUCACGCGCCAUCUAAAGAAAGUUCUAAAACUUUAGAUUCACAAGGCUCUAGAGAAAGGAAACGAAGCAAAAGUACGGUUGCAAAAAGUACCGCCGAUAUUAAUAAAGAGACUUUGGUGAUAACUCCGGUGGCGCUAUCUACACCUACUUCGACUAAGCGGAAACAUGAAAGAAUUAUAAGAAAAAAUUCAAAAAAGUCUAAGUUUUCUUUAGAUUCUGAUUCGAGAUCCACAGGAACGUCUGAUAUUUAUCACGAUUUGAACCCCUCCCACCAGAUGGAAACUGGGAAUCCAUCGUGUGCUAACCGCUCUAUGGAGAACCAAAGUUCAGAAUGUCAGUAUGAUUUAUCCAGUGAAUCAAAUUUUGGUCCAGAGGCACAAGACUCUGAGGCUCUUCCUGCUUUAAGAGUGGAAAAGUAUUUUCCUAUCAAAAACUCGACUUUAUCUAAGAGAGCUACAAAAGAAGAAAUUGAUUAUUUCUUUGAUAUUUCUGACGAGAGAGAACCAAUUUUAAAGAACUAUGCUACAUGUAGUAUUGAAGAAUGGGCUUUAGAGGGCCAAAGAAUUUCCAGAAAACAAAUAUAUUUGACUGAGAGGGCUCUUUACGCCAAAAACAAGUUCUCUCAAAAAUUUGAUGCGAUUGCCGAUACUAUCAAUAAAUACGCGAAUUAUUUGGAACAGCAUGAUGAUAUUCUUAAAGAAAAAUCAGAGAAAAUCGCAUCUUUUGGUGAUAAGCUUAAUUCUAUUAUUUAA
This is a messenger RNA of Saccharomycopsis crataegensis, 879 nucleotides long. RefSeq names its product Ecm11p (gene ECM11). Lineage: Eukaryota; Fungi; Ascomycota; Saccharomycetes; Ascoideales; Saccharomycopsidaceae. Bases 1 to 879 code for a protein of 292 amino acids. The transcript has a single exon. The record is from RefSeq and is a predicted model, not a curated record.